Messenger RNA from Chanos chanos (milkfish), 2406 nucleotides. Its product is annotated as serine/threonine-protein kinase MARK1-like. The transcript has 19 exons. Gene Ontology annotation, cellular component: cytoplasm. NCBI's taxonomy places the organism in Eukaryota, Metazoa, Chordata, Actinopteri, Gonorynchiformes, Chanidae. Gene Ontology annotation, molecular function: ATP binding; protein serine/threonine kinase activity. Gene Ontology annotation, biological process: protein phosphorylation; intracellular signal transduction. The coding region runs from base 1 to 2406 and encodes 801 amino acids. The record is from RefSeq and is a predicted model, not a curated record.
AUGUCUACCAGGACGCCGUUGCCUACUGUAAAUGAGCGUGAUAACGAAAACAACGCCUCCCUGGAUGGUUUCGCGGAGCCGCCAGUCCCCUCCGCACCCACGCCCGCACCCGCCGCCAAAUCCAGCAGCCGCCAGAGUCUCCCACGCUGCCGUAACUUCAGCACCGAGGAGCAGCCUCACGUCAGCAACUACCGCCUGCUCAAGACUAUUGGCAAAGGCAAUUUCGCCAAAGUCAAAUUGGCCCGGCAUGUUCUGACGGGACGAGAGGUCGCUGUGAAAAUAAUUGACAAAACACAGCUGAAUCCCACAAGUCUACAGAAGCUCUUCAGAGAAGUUCGCAUAAUGAAGAUUUUAAAUCAUCCAAAUAUAGUGAAACUGUUUGAAGUCAUUGAGACAGAGAAAACCCUGUACCUAGUGAUGGAGUAUGCCAGUGGAGGUGAGGUGUUUGACUACCUAGUGGCUCACGGAAGAAUGAAAGAAAAAGAAGCCCGAGCGAAAUUUCGACAGAUCGUCUCCGCUGUGCAAUACUGUCAUCAGAAAAGGAUUGUACACAGAGAUCUCAAGGCAGAGAAUUUGCUGUUGGAUGCUGAUAUGAACAUUAAGAUAGCAGACUUUGGUUUCAGUAACGAGUUUACAGUGGGGAGUAAACUGGACACGUUCUGCGGAAGUCCUCCAUAUGCAGCACCCGAACUCUUCCAGGGGAAGAAAUACGACGGCCCAGAGGUGGACGUGUGGAGUUUAGGGGUCAUUCUGUACACCCUCGUCAGCGGAUCUCUGCCUUUCGAUGGCCAGAACUUAAAAGAGUUGAGAGAGCGGGUGCUGAGGGGGAAGUAUCGGAUCCCGUUCUACAUGUCAACAGACUGUGAAAACCUACUUAAGAAACUCCUGGUGCUGAAUCCUGUCAAACGUGGUAGUUUAGAGCAAAUCAUGAAGGACAGGUGGGUGAAUGUGGAUCAUGAGGAAGAGGAGCUGAAACCGUACAUUCAGCCUGAACCUGAUUUCAGUGACACAAAGAGAAUAGAUCUGAUGGUGACUAUGGGCUAUGCUAAGGAUGAGAUCACAGAAUCUCUGCUGGGACAGAAGUACGAUGAGGUCAUGGCGACUUACCUCCUGCUGGGCAGAAAACCUCCAGAGUUUGAAGGGAGCGAGCCCAUGUCAAACAUCAACCUGUGUCAAAGGCCACGACCCAGCAGUGACUUCAACAACAGCUCCACCCAUUCCCCCACCCACCCCAAGGUUCAGCGCAGCAUAUCAGCCACUCAGAAACAGCAACGGAGGUUCAGCGACCACGGUGAGCAUGUUUCUCAGCUCUUGGGACCAACCAUCCCAGCGGCUGUGUCCUACACUAAGCGUGCUCAGGCAAACAGUGUGGAGAGUGAGCAGAAGGAGGACUGGGAUGCCUCACACAAGCUGGUCAGCUCCUGCUCCAAGAGUGAAGUGCCCGCCUCUCCGCUGGGCGUCCAGGAGAGGAAGAAAUCAGCUGCAGCUGCAGGGAGUAAUGGAGGAAUGGCCCGCAGGAACACAUAUGUGUGUGAACGCUCCACUGAUCGCUACUCAGCCAUUCCUAAUGGCAAAGACAGCAGUCUGACAGAGGUGUCUGGGAGCACAGCGUCUGCCCCGGGGGCGUCGUCAGCCCUGGGCUCUACACGGCCCAGACAUGUGAAGUCCACAUCAGCCCCGGGACACUCCUCUAAAAGCACACUUCCCCCCAUAGAGGACAACAGCGAGUACAAAUCAGGGUCUGCUUCGCAUGCUCCGUCCACCUCCCCCUCUGCCCACAGCAUCACCACCCCAGAGAGAACGCGUUUCCCCAGGGGGAGCUCCAGCCGGAGCACCUUCCACGGAGCCCAGCUCCGGGACCGCCGCAGCGCCGUCUACAACGGCCCCCCAGCCUCGCCCACCCUCUCCCAUGACACAGGGGCUCUCACACAGGCACGCAGGGGCACGUCCACCGGCAUCAUCAGCAAGAUUACUUCCAAAUUUGUUCGCAGAACUUUGUCUUUCAGGUCCUCCGUGAGGGCUCCGAGUGAAGGUGAGGCCAGCGGCAGAACAGAUCCUACAAGGAGCAUUUCUGGAGAGUCCAAGGAGGAGAGCAAAGACACCAAACCACGCUCCUUACGCUUCACCUGGAGCAUGAAGACCACGUCUUCCAUGGAUCCCGGAGAUAUGAUGCGUGAGAUCCGCAGGGUGCUGGACGCCAACAACUGCGACUAUGAACAACGUGAGCGCUUCCUGCUCUUCUGUGUCCACGGUGACGCACGGCAAGAUAACCUGGUCCAAUGGGAGAUGGAGGUCUGCAAGCUGCCCCGCCUCUCACUUAACGGCGUACGCUUCAAGAGGAUAUCAGGCACAUCGAUCGCGUUUAAGAAUAUCGCAUGCAAGAUCGCAGAUGAGUUGAAGCUGUGA